AUGAAAAUUGUAACAAACUCGACCAACCCGUCAACUGGCCCAACAAUUUAUGCAAUGAUUUCGAACUAUUUUUGGUCAAGAAUUUUUGUCUUUGGAGUAACUGGGAAUGCUAAAGCAGCAUCGUAAAUUUUUUUUUAAAUAUUUUAUAAACAAAAUUAGGAUUUUGGAAAUUGUUUUUUUGGGAUCAGCAGCUCCUUUAAGCCACAGGGAAAUGUUUUUUUAGAAAAAAAGGUUAGGUUUUAAAAAAAUUUUUCGGCCCUGCUGUAAGCUUUGGGAAAUUUCACAAAUUAUAAUAAGACUUCUCAUGGGCCUUCUUUUUCUUCAGGACCUUCUUUUGUAUUGCUCGAGAAGUUAGAAACUGAAUACCAAUUUUUUAAGUCUUACAAAAA
This is a messenger RNA of Meloidogyne enterolobii, 389 nucleotides long. The record is from the annotation of a GenBank genome assembly. Lineage: Eukaryota; Metazoa; Nematoda; Chromadorea; Rhabditida; Meloidogynidae.